GCAUUGUACCCUUAUUGUACAAUCCAAUAUCUCAAUUGACCACCGUAGUUAAAGUAUACUUCAAAUUGAAUCCAGUUUCAUAUGUUACUUUUAAUGUAACAGCUUCUACAUACCUUAAUCUCUGUCUCAAACUUUAUAUUCCCUUGAUAGAAUACGUAAGAAGCAAGAAAUAUACAUAUUUUUAAAGCAAUUGUAAACUAAAGUUGCAGAUAUUACUUAAUGUAACGUGAAAAAGGUAAUCAAACAGUUCGGAGUCUCAGAAUUUUCGAUUCUAAUUUAUCUUGUGAAAUGAAGUAUGAAGUGUAUGUAUGUCGAAAUUACAUGGAACAUUCAUUAUAUUUGAUUGUAAAGUACUACGAAAUAAUUUCUUUGCUCGAUAUUAACCAUCCUUAGGUUAUGAAUCUCAUACGCGUAUUAUAAUGGGAUAUGGCCGUAUUUAAUGUUUGUAUAAUUUUUCUUUCUUAUUAGAAUAAUGAGUCAAACUGCUUGCGAUCCUACAAUCGAAAGACAUUUUAAAGGUCAUGAAAAUGUUAUUACAAGUUUAUGUUUUCAUCCUGAGACGACUCAACUUGUAUCUAGUAGUUUGGAUAAAACUAUAAUGCUGUGGAAUUUAAAGGAAUCCGUAAGAGCUUACAGAUUUCUAGGACAUAAGGAUGUUAUUAACAAUGUCACCUAUGCACCAUCUGGUGAAGUUAUAGCGAGUGCUUCUAGAGAUAGAUCAGUCAGAAUUUGGGUUCCUAAAGUAACAGGACAAUCUAUAGAUUUCAAAGCGCAUUCGGGAGCUGUUAGAUCGGUAGAAUUUAGUCCAGAUGGAGAGAAGUUACUUACUGCAUCUGAUGAUAAAAGUAUUAAGUUAUGGAUCGUAUGCCAAAGAAGAUUUCAUAUGUCAUUUUUGAGUCAUACAAGUUGGGUAAGAUGUGCUAAAUUUUCUAACGAUGGCAGACUCUUUGUUUCCUGUAGUGAUGAUAAAACAACAAAAUUAUGGGAUGUCACUAGUGGGCAAUGUAUUAGAACAUUAAGUGAUAUGAAGGCUUCUAACACAUAUGUGGAAUUCCAUCCAAGUAGUUCUGUCAUUGGAUGUGCAAAUAUGGCUGGUAGCAUAAAAUUGUAUGAUCUGCGUUCUACUGCUUUAUAUCAGCAGUAUGCAUCUCAUACUGGUCCUGUGAACAUGAUCAAAUUUCAUCCCAGAGGAAAUUUCAUGCUAACUGCUUCUACCGAUUCUACAAUGAAGGUUUUAGAUUUGUUAGAAGGCCGUCCAAUUUACACGCUUAAAGGGCAUGCAAAUGGUACAAGCAUAACUGCUAUAACAUUUUCUUCUAACGGUGAAUUUUUUGCUUCUGGUGGAGCAGAUCGCCAAUUACUAAUGUGGAAAACUAAUUUUACUAAUAAUGAUAUUGCUUGCAAGGAUACUGGACAAAUAAUUUCAUGUGUUAAAGAAGCUAAAACCAAUGAUAAAAAUGAAAAACAGGAGUUCUCACAUGAUAAAGUUGAUAAUAAAGAAUUACAAGAUAGUAGUAAUUGUCGGUGUGAAGCACCAGAUCUUGAAGUUUUGAAUACAAGAGUUGAAAACAUGGUUGAUCUAAAAGCUCAGAAACCUUAUGAACAAAAUUGUAUUACGAAUGGAUCGUGUCUGUCUAAAAACUUCUCUGAUGCUCAGAUUUCUAUGCAAUCAACUAAUGUAGUAGAUGCACUCAAUGACCAGGUACAGUCAUUACGCGAUACUGUUAUUAGUUUAGAACAACGUCUAACAGUAUUAGAGGAACAAUUAAGAAAAUAAACAGUUUGCAUUUUAUUUAUGAAAUCGCAUAAUUACUACAUUUCCGAUGUAAAUAGCUAAUGUAUUUUUUAAAAUUAUUUCUCUUAAGUCAAAAAAUAACAGAAUCAACAAAUAGCGUUCACCUAAGUAAGAAUAAGACAAGUCUGAUUAUUUUUGCAUAAAAGUUUAUAUAAAAGUAUUUAACAAGAAAUCAGAAGACAGAUUUAAUUAUGAAUGACUGAUACUGUGGCAAUAAUAGUCCAAAACCAAAUUUUGUCAAUGUUAAACAUUUAAUUAAAUAAUAUUGGAAGAAUAAUGUAAUUUAAAAAGUCAUAUCAUUCUUAUAUGCAUGAUAUAUUUAACUUAAUUUAAAAAAACAAUUACUCUUUUACUCCUAAAAAUUUACAUGCCUUUCCAGUUGUUUUAAUAACAUUUAAUAUUUCGUCGGAAGAAAGUGUAGUUGUUACCAGUAGUUUCUUGCCUGCUAAAUCAAUCUGUAUAUUAUCAAUACCUAUAAAUGAACAAUUAAAGACACAAACAAAGUAAAAGCAAAGAAUCGAA
This is a messenger RNA of Megalopta genalis, 2317 nucleotides long. The record is from RefSeq and is a predicted model, not a curated record. NCBI's taxonomy places the organism in Eukaryota, Metazoa, Arthropoda, Insecta, Hymenoptera, Halictidae.